Oryza brachyantha (malo sina) is the source of this 873-nucleotide messenger RNA. RefSeq lists its product as uncharacterized. Gene Ontology annotation, biological process: shoot system development; root development. The transcript is spliced from 2 exons. The record is from RefSeq and is a predicted model, not a curated record. NCBI's taxonomy places the organism in Eukaryota, Viridiplantae, Streptophyta, Magnoliopsida, Poales, Poaceae. The coding region runs from base 1 to 873 and encodes 290 amino acids.
AUGGCAGCGGGAUUCCGCCGACGGCUCACCGCGCUCACCAUCCCCAAGGCAUCGUCCUACCUCCGCCGGACACGGCACAAGAAGCUCUCCUACUCCCGCGCCCGCUCCGCCAGCCUCCCCGGCCGCUUCCACCCGGUCGUCGCUGGCCUGCACGAGUCGGCGAGUGCUCUCCUCGGGUGGACUGAGGCGCCGGCGCAAGCUGGCCCGGAGUGGAUCGGUGACGGGGUCGGCCACCUGGCCCGGCUCUUGGCGGGCUUAACGGAGCUGCUCCACCACCCGCAGGCGCAGGACCCGCUCCGGCCGCCGCGCAAGACGGCGCCCUGGACGGAGCGGCUUCUGGAUGACCUCCUCCUCCUCGCCGACGCACACGGGUGCUUCCGCGAGGCGCUUCUGUCGCUGAAGCAGCUCCUCGCCGAGGCCCACGCCGCGCUCCGCCGCCCGUCCGACUCCGGCGAGGCUGCGCUAGCCGAGGCCGUCGAGGCCGCCACGUGCGCGGCGGCGGCCGCGUCGGCCUCCAUCUUCGCCGGGCUCGCAUCUGCAUCCGCCUCCUCUGCCUCGCGGUCGUUGACGUCCCCGACCGCAGCCUCUCCCGCCAAGGUCGCAGUCGCGCCGGUGUGGUGGGUGGCAGACCUCCUGCGGUGGCGACGGCGCACGGUGUCGAUCGCUGCCUACAGCGAGUCCGGAGCAGGCCCAAAGGAGACGCCUUUGGAUGAAUGCAUCGACGAGGAAGAGGAGGAAAGGAAGGCGGCCAUGGAGCGACUGCUCAGGCUGGAGGAAUGCGUCGUGGCGGCGGAGGAAGGCGUCGAGCAGGUGUACCGGGCGCUCGUGAACGCGAGGGUGUCGCUGCUCAACGUACUGACGCCCUGCUUUUGA